AUGGCUGCAUCAGUUCCUCAAGAAGAACUUCCAAUACUCGAGACCGUCAUCAAUAUCCGGAACAGGCUCACAGUUUUGAAGAAGGAUAGAGGCGAGUUUAUCAAGGCUCAAGAUGUCAACUCCCUAUACCAGGCCGUCGUGAAGCAGGUCACAAAACUCAACGACGUCCGAGAUGACAAUACAACGUAUAACAACAGGCUCGACACCACUCUCGCAGACGUAUUCAGCCUCCUUUCCCUCUUCUACCUUACCAUCGGCAAGACUAAGGACACCCCAGCAACCUACUGCCAAAUCGCGUCCAUGAGGCAAAUCCUCAACCACAUGAACGAAUCCACCGUAUACAACGAAACCGACCUCGCGCCAUUUCAUAAACGGCUAAAUGAACUUCGGCAAAUACUCCAACAAGAUUCUGAGAGCGGGAAGCAUCCAAAGGCCCUCGUGAAACUCCUAAUGCGGCAGCUGAACGAAUGCGAUGCCAUCGUGACGCAACUACAAGAUUCCCUUUCGAUCCUGUCACCGGAACUCGUACCCGUGCAUCAAAGGCUGGUCACCAUCCGCCGGCAGCUGGUCGCCCUCGCGGCAAAGGAAGGCUCACACAAGGCUGAACUCAAACCGCUCCAAGAGGAACUCCGAAAGAUUGAUUCAGCGCGCGUUGACGGGAAAUUCCUCGGCCCGGGAGGCAUCGUGCCAGCAUCGCAGGCAAUUUGUAUCUCACUUUUGGAAGAAAGCUUUGAGAUCGCGCAGGAAAUCAAAGCCCACGAAGAUUCAAAGAACGUCGGGUCAUCGCUAAAGCCCAUAUACGACCGCCUCAGCGAUAUUCGAGCAGAGCUGGAAAGCUUGGUCCUAACGCAUCGAUGGACAUUAAGGGAGACUGAUUUAUGGAACUACUCUCUGAGCCUCCAAGAGAUCGAUAAAAUGAGAGUGGAUGGAAAGUUCAUCGAUUCUGAAGGGAAUCGACCUCCGGGGCAAUACGUACUUCUCUACUUGCUCAGGAGAUGUUACGGCCUCAUAUACAGGCUAUUGUCAUCUAGUGAGCCAGUCUCGGAAGAGCUGAUGCCCAUCGCCAACAAAUUGUCAACGGUGAAGAAAUGUCUCAACGAAGUCUUGAAGUAUGGUGGACCCUUCAACGCCAGAGAUCUAUAUCCUUACCAACUCGCCCUCUUUCAAAUCGAUUCGCUGAGGAAGGACGGCCGUUUCAUUGGGCUGGAUGGUACUGUCCCUGAAGGUCAGGGUAUCGUCAUGGCUCAUCUAAACGAAUGCCAUGAGCUGGUUGAAAUGCUGAAGGAGUCUAUGGACGAAGAGGAGACAGAGGAAGAAGAUUAUGAAGAUGAAGACGAUGCGUCCGAUCUGGAUGACGGUGAUGAUUAA
This is a messenger RNA of Laccaria bicolor S238N-H82, 1368 nucleotides long. RefSeq lists its product as uncharacterized. Gene Ontology annotation, cellular component: nucleus; cytoplasm. The record is from RefSeq and is a predicted model, not a curated record. The transcript has 11 exons. Bases 1 to 1368 code for a protein of 455 amino acids. Lineage: Eukaryota; Fungi; Basidiomycota; Agaricomycetes; Agaricales; Hydnangiaceae.